CGUCUUAGGACCCAAAUUUAUGACGCGCAUUUCAAAUUUCAAAACAAACGACUCAAACGACUGACUCGCACUUGUCAACAGAAGAACUAAGAAUGGAUGCGGUGGACUGAACGUCUCAUCCAAACUCAUGCAAAAUGAAUGCAUGUUGCGUGUGAAAAUGCUUGUGGUGAUUAUGUGUUUGCUUUUUAACACUGUAAUCACCAUAAACCGUUUUCGUACUUUCCUGAUUGAAGAUCAUCUGACUGCACGGUGAGACGACAGACCAGUGAUUCAAUCUAACAGUUAGUGAACUCACGUUAACGUUAGUUGGAAUAAAUUAAAGAGACUGAAGUUAUGGAAGCUUGUGGGGUCCCAUCUGAAGGCUCAAACAGCGCAGUGAAAGCUCCCUCCAUCGAGGACUUUGCUCUGGUCAAACCCAUCAGCCGAGGAGCCUUCGGGAAGGUUUACCUCGCCAGGAAGAAAUGCAACUCCAAACUCUAUGCAGUCAAGGUGGUGAAGAAAGCAGACAUGGUGGAUAAGAACAUGACUGAUCAGAUGAGAGCUGAGAGAGAUGCUCUGGCUCUUAGUAAAAGUCCUUUUAUUGUGCACCUGUUUUAUUCUUUACAGACUGCAACUAAAGUAUAUCUGGUAAUGGAGUAUCUGAUUGGUGGAGAUGUAAAAUCACUUCUUCAUAUUUAUGGAUACUUUGAUGAGGACAUGUCUCUGAAAUACAUCUCCGAGGUCGCCCUCGCUCUGGAUUACCUUCACAGACACAGCAUUAUUCACAGGGACUUAAAACCAGACAACAUGCUCAUCUCAAACGAGGGUCACAUUAAACUCACUGACUUCGGGCUCUCCAAGGUCAAACUUGACAGGGAACUCAACCUGAUGGACAUUUUAACCACACCUUCUUUGGUGAAGCCUAAGAAAGAUUAUUUCAGGACACCUGGUCAGGUUCUGUCACUGAUAAGCUCUCUUGGCCUCAAUACCCCGGUGACCGAAGGCAAGCAUCACGGCAGCACAGUGUUGGGCAGCCCCAUGUCCUGUGGCAAAGUCAAGCAGAGGAAUAGUUCACUGUGUUCACCGCUGCUGAAGAGACGGGCUGAUCAUCUGAAUUCACCAGUAUACACAACUCGAGCUCUAGGAUCCAACAGUGUGUUUAGUCCUGGCCUGCUGGCUAGGAGUUUGACACCAAGGCUGAUGAAAUCAAGGAAGAGAUUUGAGACUCUGAGUGCUGGGAGUUCCCACUCAUGCCUGUUACCAUCCACUACUGACUCUGAAGACUGUGUCAGCCCGAUGUGGGAAGAUGAGCAGAAUUUUCAAGAUGGCGAGAACCUUCCACAGUUAAGCAGAAGAGAGGUGGCCAAUAGAAUGUCAAGAAACAUUCCCUUGACACCAGUGGAAAGAAGGAGGAUGUUUCCAGCUCAAGAUCACAGCACUGUUUUGACUCCACUCAAUAACCAAGUGGACAAUAGCAGAAAUAUUAAACCAGAGAUUUCUACAAAGAGGCUCCAGUUCGGUGCAUCCGACAAUUGUACUACUCCACUGUGUAAGGCUGAUCCCCAUCAAUCAUUUGGGAACGUUCCUAUCAAACCGGAGCCACCAACAGAGUCCAAAUCCUCAGUAAAGAGAGCUUUUGUCGAAGUAGAGAAAAGCCCAGAACAGGCUGAGAUCCAUUGCAAGAAAAACGACACCGUGUACAAGAGGUCUUACCACAUUCCUGAGGACAACCCAAGGGCCCACACAGGCUUGACAGGAAUUUUCUCCACUGUGGGGCUUGAUGAUGUUAAAAGUGCAUCGAUAUGUCAACAGAUGAGUGAGAGAAUGGGCCCAAAGCAAUCUAGUCCCAUAGCAGUGGCCAAAAAUCUCUUCUGUGAUCUCGAAGAUCAAGGUGACGAGGUGGCUUUGCCUAAAAGCCCGACCUCACCCGGUGAUGACCGAAAUCUCAGAAGAAGUCUUAGUUUAGAUUCGGACAGCUCAGCCCAUGAGAUAUCAGUGAUUAAACAAGAGUCUUUGUCGUCCUCUUUUGAGGAGCUGGAUGAAAACGAGAUUUCUGUAGUCACACCAGCGGCCCGGCCCACCUUGGCUACACCAAAGCACAGCAGUGCAAAGCAGCAUAGGGGUAAAUCUGAGCGUUCUCUUCUUGACCAUCCUCGUGGGUUGUCUGACAGUAUGGUCAAAUCACCUGGCUUCCUCAAACCCAGGAACAUGGUUGCAUUUAGGAGCUACUGCAGCUCCAUAAACCACUCUUGCACUUCACAUCUCAGCCUGGCCUCUUUGGAUGCCAUGGAGCUAUCUGCGUCAGCCUCCUUUCACAAUGCCCAGUCUGCAGUGACUCCAGUUCAGAAGAAAAGACCCAGUCUGAGCAGCUCACUUUACCAGACUCCACAGCAGAUGGUUGUGUCUCACACUCCCUAUAGGACACCAAAAAGUGUUCGUAGAGGUCCAGAACGUGUGGAAGGGGCUCCUAUCCUGGGAACUCCUGAUUACUUGGCACCGGAACUUUUACUAGGCAAAGCUCAUGAUUUUAUGGUGGAUUGGUGGGCGUUAGGUGUCUGUCUGUUCGAGUUCCUCACAGGAAUCCCACCAUUUAACGAUGAGACCCCUCAGCUGGUGUUCCAGAACAUUCUCAACAGAGAUAUACCGUGGCCAGAUGGAGACGAGGAGUUAACCCAGAAUGCAAGAAAUGCCAUAGAGAUUCUUCUCACUACGGAUACAGCCAAACGUGCUGGCUUGAAAGAGCUGAAGGAUCAUCCGUUCUUUGAAGGUGUAGACUGGGAAAACCUUCACCAUCUGACUAUGCCCUUCAUCCCUCAGCCCGAUGAUGAGACAGACACCUCGUACUUUGAGGCGAGAAACACGGCCCAGCAUCUCACUGUAUCAGGCUUCAGUCUGUAACACACACACACACACAGUGCUCUUGUUUGUCCUUCUGUUUCUCUCUUCUCUCUUCAUUCAUGUUGGAAAGUGUCCUGAAAUGCUGCGAGGUGGGAUUUUAACACUUAUCCACAUACAUGCUGCAAUAUUCGUAUAAAAUCUUACGUUAUGUUUAUUUGGAAAAAGUAAUAUAUUAUGUAACACUAAUGUUUGUACUGAUUUAAGAUCGAAGAUGUUGCUAUUUUUACUCAUGUUUUCUUGAAACGAUGCUUGUUGGAUUGUAAUUUUAACAUGCUAAAUGUUUUAACUAGUCUACAGCAAGUUUGAUUCUGGACAUGGUUGCUGCUUAAAAAAAAAAAUAAAAGUACCUUUUUGUCAAUUUAUAAUCAUUUGAUGCAUAUACAACACUUUGAAAAAUGUGGUUUACAAGACUUGCCUAGGUUUCAGAUGAUUCUAGAAAUGUUUAUUUAAAUAAAAUACAAUUGUUGUAUUAAUAA
Messenger RNA from Carassius carassius (crucian carp), 3353 nucleotides. RefSeq names its product microtubule associated serine/threonine kinase-like (gene mastl). NCBI's taxonomy places the organism in Eukaryota, Metazoa, Chordata, Actinopteri, Cypriniformes, Cyprinidae. The record is from RefSeq and is a predicted model, not a curated record. Gene Ontology annotation, molecular function: ATP binding; protein serine/threonine kinase activity. Bases 334 to 2877 code for a protein of 847 amino acids. Gene Ontology annotation, cellular component: nucleus. The transcript is spliced from 13 exons. Gene Ontology annotation, biological process: intracellular signal transduction; peptidyl-serine phosphorylation.